This is a messenger RNA of Phialemonium atrogriseum, 901 nucleotides long. Its product is annotated as acyl-CoA N-acyltransferase. The coding region runs from base 253 to 792 and encodes 179 amino acids. NCBI's taxonomy places the organism in Eukaryota, Fungi, Ascomycota, Sordariomycetes, Cephalothecales, Cephalothecaceae. The transcript is spliced from 2 exons. The record is from RefSeq and is a predicted model, not a curated record. Gene Ontology annotation, molecular function: acyltransferase activity, transferring groups other than amino-acyl groups.
GCCUGAUGGCUGUCGGCUGGGCGGAAUUGUAGAAGCAAAGGUAGACAGAGUUUCGCUGGCCAAGGUGUUAGCUCGUAGAGUUUUGGGAAAACCACGGCUUACUCCACUUGAUCACCACAGCUCGCUUCGACCCGAGCCGAAAUGCGGGGGAUACUAAGUGUACGCUCGAUCGCAAUCAAGCAUGCUUGUUUCUGUCCACCUGGAGUCUAAAAUCAACCAGGACACAGUGCUGGGACACAUACCGUAUGUCGCAUGAUGGACGGCGUCGCAGUCAAAAUUCGCCAAGGGGAGCCUGACGACGUGCCUUGGGUCAUCGCACUUUCGGUCAGGGUGCAGGAGGCACUGACAUCGUCUGGCAGCAAACAAGUCAUCGGCCCUCUCCAAGUGGGCAUGGUCGAAUCCGCCAUUUCAGCACGAUGUUGUUAUAUCCUCUCACUCGAAAGCACAUCAGACCGCCUCGGCUCGGUCAUCAUCAUGCCUCUCCCUCACGACCACUUGUACCACCAACAGUUGGGCGCCGACACUAUGAAGGAUUUUUCCAAGCCGCAUUGGGUGCUCCAGUCCCUGAUGCUAGAACCAGAAUGGCAAGGGAAGAGAAUCGGAAUUCGGUUUCUUGCCGGCGUGGCAGGGCUCAUGGGUCCGGAGUUGGGCACCAUCUUCCUCGAUUGCUGGGAAGGUAACACGAAGCUGCAAAGUUUCUACUCGCGUGCCGGGUUCAAGCAUCUGGGGACUGUUCCUGAGAAUGACUACUAUGUCGCAGUGUUUGCCAAGGAGAUGUGUCGUGAAGACUGAGUUGGCCCCAGUCUAGGUAUAGAAGCACUGGAAGAAGAAAAAACACAAGACCAGGUUGAUCACAUGCAUCAUCCCGAGUCCCAACCCCAACCCCCAUUCCCGCGCAGCC